This is a messenger RNA of Ctenocephalides felis (cat flea), 1356 nucleotides long. It is a transcript of the gene aph-1, whose product is annotated as gamma-secretase subunit Aph-1. Gene Ontology annotation, biological process: Notch receptor processing; Notch signaling pathway; positive regulation of catalytic activity. The transcript has 3 exons. Gene Ontology annotation, cellular component: gamma-secretase complex; endoplasmic reticulum; membrane. The coding region runs from base 181 to 912 and encodes 243 amino acids. Gene Ontology annotation, molecular function: protein-macromolecule adaptor activity. The record is from RefSeq and is a predicted model, not a curated record. NCBI's taxonomy places the organism in Eukaryota, Metazoa, Arthropoda, Insecta, Siphonaptera, Pulicidae.
AAAUGCAAUAUGGAAACAAAGUGAACAAUACAUAUCCGAAAUAUAUGUUGGCAUAAAUAUUCUGUAUUUGUUUAAUUUACUACUGACGAAAAAAUAGCUAAAGCGGUGAACUGAUAUGCACAAGAACAAUUACAAUUCAGAAAUCAAAGUCAAAUACUGUAUAUAAAUAAAAGUAUCAACAUGACCGUAGCUGAAUUUUUUGGAUGUGCAUGCCUAGCUUUUGGUCCCCCAUUAGCUAUGUUCACUUUUACAAUAGCUCAUGAUCCUAUAAGAAUAAUUAUUCUAAUUGCUGCUGCCUUUUUCUGGCUACUAUCGUUGUUAUUUUCAUCAAUAUUAUGGUUUGCAGUAGUACCUUUGAGAAAUGAGUUAGCAUUUGGAGUUGUGUUUUCUGUAAUAUUUCAAGAACUCUUUAGAUAUCUAAUUUAUUUAGUAUUGCGAAAAACUGAAAACGGUCUUAAAGAAGUUGCAGAAAAUGUUCAAGUUACAGAAAACAAACAUAUUUUGGCCUAUGUUUCUGGUUUAGGAUUUGGUAUAAUCAGUGGUGCCUUUGCCCUGAAUAAUGUUUUAGCAGACUCUGUUGGUCCUGCCACAAUGGGACUGAAAUCAGGCUCCGACAGUUUCUUUAUGGUCAGUGCUGGAACUACACUAUGUUUUAUAUUAUUGCAUACAUUCUGGGGCGUAAUAUUUUUUAAUGCCCUCGACAAUCGCAAUUAUGCUUUAAUAUCAUGGGUUGUAGGCAGUCACCUCUUCGUGUCCUGUUUGACACUGUUAAAUCAAAGUGGCUUAUAUUAUGCAUCGAUGGUACCUGCAUAUUGUGUGCUUAUAGUUUCAGCAAUUUUUGCUUUUAAAGUUGCAGGUGGAACACUUAGCAGUUUUAAAAUGUUCAUCACAAAUAGACAAUUAGUUGCUUAAUUUAUUCAUAACAGCAAUAAUCUUAUAAUAUAUAUUAAGUUAGUUACUGAAUAAGAUGGAAAGAUGCAUAAGACGUUUUUGUUACAAACGUAGUUUGAUUUUCAAAUGAUACUAAUUUGUGAAUGAUUUGACGGUGAGGAAUUGUACCACACAGAUUUAUGGUUGAUAUCUAGCCAUAAUUGUGGUUUGCCAAGCACGACUUCAGUUUUAUAAUUUUUUUUUCCAAUAUAAUUGCAAAUAAUUUAUAGGUUUUGAAUUAACUAUGAAGAUCUCUUCUUUAUUGAUCUCUCAUAAUAAUUUUAGUAUUGAAACAUAUUCUUUAAACUAUUUAUAUCUUCAUUAUCUCUAUGAAUUAUUUUAUAGAACUAAUUUUAUAUUACUAAGAAAAAUGAUUUGUUUAAAAUUGUACUGAGGGUGUAGAGAAUAUCACUGAAUAAUACAUAA